GUACAGUGUAAAUUAAAAUGCGGAAAAAUAGUACGCCAAAAAAAUCGUUAAAAGAACAACACAUUGUGAACGUUAAGCAGAACAAAACACAUUUAAAAGAAAAGGUCCAAGAGGGCCUUUUCUUGUUCGCAUGCUUUUUCUCCAGUAACAUCGUCCAGCUAGAACGCACAGCGGCACUAGAAACCCAAAUCCAGAAGCAGACAGAAGAGACCACAACCCUAACCUUGCUCGCCACUUCAAGGUUGUCGACGAAGCCCUCCCGGUGCUUGGUAAAAGCUGAGAUCAUCAACAACAAGUUCCAGGCUCUUCCGGGACGCCGGAAAGAGGCCUGCUGAAGCUAUCUUCGUCGUUGAAAACAACCCUAUCAACUUUCGAUGGAAUUCCGUCGA
Molecule: messenger RNA, 389 nt
Organism: Uranotaenia lowii
Lineage: Eukaryota; Metazoa; Arthropoda; Insecta; Diptera; Culicidae
Exons: 3
Coding region: 18-335 (105 amino acids)
Source: RefSeq, a predicted model, not a curated record